AUGGAUCAACAACGUUUCCUGCAGCAAUUGCAGAUCGUUCUCGAUCCCUCUCAGGGCAAUGUGAAGGAGGCUACUGGUAUCCUGCAGAAGGAGUUUUACAGCCAGCCUCAGUCCCUUGUUCUCCUCAUUCAGAUUGCCACUGCCCACGAUGACCAUGCCCUCCGUCAGUUGGCCGCCGUUGAGGCUCGCUCCCUUGUUGCCAAGCACUGGCUGAAGGUGGCAGCCGACCAGAAGCCUCAGGUUCGGGAACAGCUGCUCCGCUCCACCAUGGGCGAGAACUCAUCUCUCGUCCGCCACUCUAUUGCUCGUAUCAUCUCGGCUGUGGCUAAGAUAGAUUUGAACGAUGGAGAGUGGGGUGAUCUUCCCAACGUUUUGCUCCGCGCUGCUGAUACCGGUAACCAAGAGGAGCGGGCAGUCGCUAUCUACAUCCUCUUCACCAUUCUGGAGACUUUGGGCGAAAGCUUUGAGGAGAAAUUCCAGGAUCUGUUCAGCCUGUUCGGCAAGACCAUCCAGGACCCCGAAAGUGCGGAGGUUCGCAUCAACACUCUGUUGGCUCUGAGCAAGCUGGCUAUGUACCUUGAGCCCGAGACCAACCAGGCUGCUGUGCAGACCUUCCAGAACAUGGUGCCUGCUAUGGUCAACGUUCUCAAGAAUGCCAUUGACCAGAGUGAGGAGGACCGCAUCAUGCAGGCCUUCGAAGUCUUCCAGACCCUGCUUGGCUGUGACCCUGCUCUGCUCACUGUCCAUCUGAAGGACUUGGUGAUCUUCAUGAAUGAGAUUGCCGGGAACACCGAGGCCGAUGAGGAUACUCGGACUCAGGCCAUCAGCUUCCUCAUGCAGUGUGUCUCCUACCGCAAGAUGAAGAUCCAAGGCAUGCGCAUUGGUGAGCAGCUCACUCGCACUGCCUUGCACAUUGUGACCGAGCUCGACGACAACGCUCCCGGUGACGAUGAUAUCACUCCCCCCGCUCUGCUUUGGGCUUCCUCGAUAUGCUCGCCCAGAGCCUGCCCCCAAGCCAGCGACCCCAACUACCGCCGUGCUGGUAUUCUUGCCCUCGGCAUGAGUGUGGAGGGGGCCCCCGACUUCAUCAGCACUCAAAUGAAGGAGAUCUACCCCAUGGUUAGCCAGCUUCUGGCCGAUCCGGAGGUCAAGGUCCGUCAGGCUGCCCUACACACUGUUGCUCGCCUUGCCGAUGACCUUGCCGAGGACCUCAGCCGUGAGCACGAAUCGCUCAUGCCCCUUCUUUUCAAGAACCUCCAGAGUGCGAUGCAGGAAUACAAGGGCGAAGAAGAUGGCCCCAUCGUUGACAUUUUGAAGGCAGGAAUUGGUGCUGUUGAUGCUGUGGUGGACGGUCUGGAUGAGAAGGACGUUACUCCUUACCAGGCUGAGCUUGUUCCCCUUCUGCACAAGCUCUUCUCUCACCCCGACUUCAAGAUUAAGUCUCUUGCCGCCGGCGCCCUCGGCUCUCUCGCCUCUUCUGCCGGCGACUCUUUCCUUCCAUUCUUUGACGAGUCCAUGCACCUUCUGCAGGAAUUCGCCACUGUCAAGGACACCGAAGAUGAACUCGACCUCCGGGCUAGUGUCACCGACGCUAUGGGCGAGAUGGCGAACGCUGCUGGCCCCGAACGUUACCAGCCAUAUGUGGAGCCUCUCAUGCGCGCCACCGAGGAAGCCUUAAACCUGGGCCAUUCUCGCCUUAAGGAGAGCACUUACAUCUUCUGGGGCGCCAUGGCCAAGGUCUACGGCGAGCACUUCUCCCCCUUCCUUGAAGGCGCCGUCAAGGGUCUUUAUGCUUGCAUUGACCAGGAUGAGACUGAUCUGGAAGUCUCCCUGGGUGAGCAUGCCAAGGAUCUCAUUGGCCAGGAAGUUACCGUCGGCGGCCGCAAGCUCAAGGUUGCCAGCGCCGACGAUGACGACGACAUCGAAGGUGACAUCGAAGACAUUGAUGUCGAGGACGACGACGAUGCCUGGGAUGAUGAGAUCACUGCCACUACUCCUCUGGCCUUGGAGAAGGAGAUUGCUGUGGAGGUGCUUGGUGACCUCGUCACCCACACUCGCAGCUCCUUCCUGCCUUACUUCGAGAAGACUAUUGAGACUGUGCUGCCCCUCGCGGAGCACCACUACGAGGGUGUUCGUAAGAGCACUAUCAGCACCCUCCACCGCUCCUACGCCAUGCUCUUUACCAUUGCUGAGGAGAGCGGCCAAGUUGCCAAGUGGCAGCCCGGCCUUCCCCUCCAGGUUCAGCCCGCCAAGGAGGUUCAGAAGUUCGGCGAGAUCCUCAUGACUGCUACCAUCAAGAUGUGGACUGAGGAAGAAGACCGUGCUACCGUUGCGGAUAUCAACCGUAACAUGGCCGAGAACCUUCGCUUCUGUGGCCCCGCCCUGAUCGCGAACGAGACCGUGCUUCACAACGUGAUCCAGAUGAUCACCGACAUCAUCACCAAGAAGCACCCUUGCCAGCUUGAGUUCGAGGAUGAGGACCUUGAUCCCGCUGACGAGACCUCCGAGUUCGACUGGGUUGUUGUCGACACCGCCCUGGAUGUCGUCUCUGGCCUCGCCACUGCCCUCGGCCCCAGCUUCGCUGAGCUGUGGAAGGUCUUUGACAAGACCAUCCUCCGCUACGCCAGCAGCGGCGAGGCUCUCGAGCGUGCCACUGCUGUCGGUGUCCUCGCCGAGUGCAUCAACGGUAUGGCCGCCGGUGUCACCCCUUUCACCUCCACCUUCCUCAAGCUGCUGCUCCACCGUCUCGCCGACGAGGACCCCCAGACCAAGUCCAACGCGGCUUACGCUAUCGGCCGCCUGGUGCAACACUCCUCGUCUGAUGCCGAGAUCGUCAAGGAGUACCCUACCAUUCUGAGCCGUCUCGAGCAGUGCCUCCAGAUGAACGUCUCCCGCCUGCAAGACAACGCAACCGGCUGUGUUAGCCAGGUUCUGCCCGUGUUGGUCAGCAUUCUCCCUCUGAAGAACGAUUACGAGGAGAACGAGCCUCUGUACCGCAUGAUCUGCCAGAUGUACAAGUGGGAGGAUCCCACCAUCCGCGAACUCACCCCCCAGCUUCUGCCGGUUUUCCAGGCCGUUCUGACCGGCGAUGAGGAUCAGCUGGAGGAUGAGCGCCGUGCCGAGCUGAUCGAGCUUGUCAAGUGGCUCAACCAGAUGCAGGCUGGUGCCGCCCCUUGGGUGGAGCAGCUGUAG
This is a messenger RNA of Penicillium chermesinum, 3192 nucleotides long. Its product is annotated as putative importin beta-4 subunit. Gene Ontology annotation, molecular function: nuclear import signal receptor activity; small GTPase binding. Bases 1 to 3192 code for a protein of 1063 amino acids. Lineage: Eukaryota; Fungi; Ascomycota; Eurotiomycetes; Eurotiales; Aspergillaceae. Gene Ontology annotation, cellular component: nucleus; cytoplasm. Gene Ontology annotation, biological process: protein import into nucleus. The record is from RefSeq and is a predicted model, not a curated record. The transcript is spliced from 5 exons.